CAUAGUGUAAUCAAUUCCAUCAAAGUAUGAAGACCUCUAUAUAAAUCGGCUAUUAUUUAAAAUUUCUUGUGAAAUCACACAGUUUAUUUUGAAGAAGUUAAUUUUUUAUUUAUUAAACCGAUAUUGAUUUACAUUUGCUGGCACAUAUAACAACUUCUUUCAAAAUAACAUUCUCUUAGUUUUAAACCGCCACUCGGACACGUAAAUAAAACAGGAUUAUUUUAUUCAAAGGACGUCUUAAUAAUCUUUUUAAUUUAUUAUUAAAAACUCAAAAUGUUGAAAAUAUUGUUCCAUCUUUUGGGAGCUAUUCAAUUUUUCUAUGGCUGUUAUUAUGAUUAUACUUACGUAAAAAUACCUAGUACCUCGUCGGCAGUGACCCCCUUCGGUGGAAAAUUUAAAUACCUGACGUACCUAAAUGCAAUGUUGCAAACGGUCUACUUCACGGUGGCGUUAAUUAAUGAUAUUAUUGGGACCAAUGAAUCAACGCCUUCAAAUAAACCACUUGUGAGAAGAAUUAAGGAUACUCUAUUUAGUGCUCUUGCUUUUCCAUUAGCAAUGUUUGUUGGUAUUUCAUUUUGGGCUAUAUAUGCAGUUGACAGAGAACUAAUUUUACCUAAGGCUAUGGAUGCAUAUUUCCCUACUUGGUUAAAUCAUGUGAUGCAUUCUAAUAUUGUGUUGUUUACAAUAAUAGAAAUCAGCACAUCAUUCAGGAUGUAUCCCGGUAGAAAAUUUGGAUUAUCAAUUCUAUCAGCAUUCAUGCUCGGCUACGUAAUUUGGGUUCAUGUAAUUUACUUCAAAACUGGAAGUUGGGUGUAUCCUAUCCUUAAUGUAUUGAAUUGGCCACUACGCAUCAUUUUCUACUUAUUCAGUCUUGGUUUGGUCUGUGGUCUCUAUACUUUAGGGGAGACAUUAAACCGAUCUGUAUGGGCCAAGGAAGUGGAAGCUACUGUUAAGUCGGGCAAGAAAAAAGCCAAGUAGAUUCAUAGCAACAGAGCUCUAUUUAUUGGCUGAAUUUUUUUUGGGUGUGGUACUUUUAGCUUAAAUUGUGUGGUUAUGUAAGGUGAUUAGGAAUAUAUUGGCUAUUAAAAUUACAAGAUAAGAUAAUUAAAUGCUAGCAAAAUGAUUUUGCUGACAAAUUAACUGACAAUCUUAUGUUCGUUUAUUAUUUAAUUUUCUAAUUCUUUAAUUUUUUUUUUUAUUAUAAUGUAAACAUACACAAAUACUCUAGUUUAUUGUUAUUUAAUUUUUAAACUAUCUAAUAAUUUUUACCAUGCUACGUAUUCGACCAUCAAAGUUACAAAAUUGAUAUUAUUUUGAAUAGAACAUUAGCAUAGUGAUAAGUUUUAUAUAAGUGCUUCGACUAAGCUUUUUGAACGUAAUGUAUGAAGGUUUUGAAAUGUUCCAGUGAGUUAUUAUAGAGAAUUCGAAUUAGAUGGAAAUACACUGAAAGUAUCUGCUAUUCAGUGUAAGGAUUGAUAAUUAUUACCAGUGAAAGCAAUGUCUUGCUAGGCAUUUACCCAUUCCAUUCAUGAGCGGCCUUACAUUAUGAAAUGCUCAUAAUAAAAUAUUUUAACAUCCAUACACAAGUGUGUGGAUGUUCCAAGUUGCUUUAAUAUUAAUAGUGUGUAGUAAAAUUGAAAGCAAUAAAUUUUACUAGAAAAAAAAAAAA
This is a messenger RNA of Danaus plexippus (monarch butterfly), 1669 nucleotides long. Its product is annotated as androgen-induced gene 1 protein-like. Lineage: Eukaryota; Metazoa; Arthropoda; Insecta; Lepidoptera; Nymphalidae. The record is from RefSeq and is a predicted model, not a curated record. The coding region runs from base 274 to 978 and encodes 234 amino acids. The transcript is spliced from 2 exons. Gene Ontology annotation, cellular component: endomembrane system; membrane.